This is a messenger RNA of Caenorhabditis remanei, 879 nucleotides long. RefSeq lists its product as uncharacterized. The transcript is spliced from 9 exons. Bases 1 to 879 code for a protein of 292 amino acids. Lineage: Eukaryota; Metazoa; Nematoda; Chromadorea; Rhabditida; Rhabditidae. The record is from RefSeq and is a predicted model, not a curated record.
AUGGGAAAGAAGAAGCAAAACAAGCAAAAGGCGAAGCCAAUGUCCACUGAGAAUCCGAAACCGGCGCCACCAGCUCCCGUUGAAGUGAAACCAUCCGUUCAGGUGACACAACAAGCAAAUUCUUCGUCAGAAGAGUCAAAGGAAGUUGGAAAGAUUUCGUUGGAAAUCAUCAAAAUUCUGGAAGUCCAGAAAGUCGGAUUGUCGGAAAUAUUCAAUGAAUUCACUGGAAAAGUUCAAAAGAAAAUUGAUGAUGACCACAAACAAUUGGUGGAAUUCAUGAAGAACAUGAUGAACGCGAGUUCUGAUCAAAUGAAAACAUCUGAAAAAGAGAAAGAGAUUCUAGAAAAUAAACUAUCGGAGGUCGAAAGAGAGCUGACUCUAGUUUAUCACUAUAUGGACUUGAAAAAAGUUGAAGAAGAAAAAACAAAAUCACAGGGCGAGGUGGUUCAAAACCUCCGAGAUCAGGAAAGCCAAGAUUCGAAAAUCUCACAGUUCAAAACUAAGUUGGAUGAGAUGAACUCGCUGAUAUCAAAAAAAAAUUUGAUUAUCAGACAAUAUCAAGACAAAAACAAUGAGUUGGGAUGCGAUAAUGAAAAAUUAGAACUUGAGCUUCUGGGGGAAAAGCGUGAGAAUCAAAAAACUCGUCGUCGCCUGGAAAAGGAAAUUGAGAAUUUGAAGAAUCAGUUGGAUCGUCUCGCUGGACCAAGCACAUCAUCUUCCAGUGGACCGACGACUGAAGUAUCUGCCCUCUCGUCAGAUGCCAAGAACAAAGAGACGUCUCAAUUUCCUACUGUUUCCUUUGAGCCAAUGAUGGAGGAACUCAUUGAUAUCGGCUUCCUUGAAAUGGUGAUUUCCCAAGUUCGCUAUUUCGCUAUCUAA